GCAGGAGAUCUGGUUAUUUCAUUGCCUGAGAAAUGCUUACUCACCACGGACACUGUCCUUAGUAGCUGCUUGGGGGAAUACAUUAUGAAAUGGAAGCCUCCUGUGUCUCCUUUGAUAGCACUGUGCGCAUUUUUAAUAGCAGAGAAGCAUGCUGGAGAGAAAUCUCUGUGGAAGCCGUACCUUGAUGUUUUGCCCAAGACAUACACUUGCCCUGUUUGUUUGGAGCAUGAUGUAGUACGCCUUCUUCCUGAACCUUUAAGAAAGAAGGCUCAGGAGCAGAGAACGACAGUCCAGGAGUUGUACCUGUCUUCCAAAGCUUUUUUUUCUUCCCUGCAGCCUUUGUUUGCUGAGAACACAGGAACUAUUUUUAACUACAGUGCUCUACGGUGGGCUUGGUGCACUAUUAAUACCAGGACAAUAUACAUGAAACAUUUACAGAGGGAAUGUUUUUCUCUUGAGCCAGAUGUUUAUGCGUUGGCACCAUAUUUAGAUUUGCUAAACCACAGUCCAAAUGUUCAGGUAAAGGCUUCAUUUAAUGAGCAGACAAGAAGCUAUGAAAUUUGGACAAAUUCACGGUGCAAAAAAUACAAAGAAGUAUUUAUCUGCUAUGGGCCUCAUGAUAAUCAGCGACUGCUGCUAGAAUAUGGAUUUGUUGCCAUUGAUAACCCUCACAGCAGUGUUUAUGUCUCACCAGAUACUCUUCUCAGAUAUUUUCCACCACUGGACCAGCAGAGAAAUGCAAAACUUUCCAUUCUAAAGGAUCAUGAUUUCUUAGAAAACCUGACCUUUGGAUGGGAUGGACCAUCGUGGAGACUCCUCACAGCCCUCAAGUUGUUAGGUCUUGGAGCAGAUGAAUUUACUUGCUGGAGGAGAACACUGCUUGGUGAGGUGAUUUCAGCUAGAAACGAACAGCAGACUUUGAAUAUAACAGCAAAAAUAUGCCAUUUUUUAAUAGAGGAGACACAACAUGUCCUUCUUCAGAUUUCCCAGUUGAAAAGGAGCAAAGAGAACCUCAGAAACCACCUAGCUUUGGUGGAAGCACUACGCUUGGAAGAUCUGAAGGUACUACAAAAAUCAGCUGAGAUUCUUCGCAGUUCGACUGUGGCAACAGCCUGA
Eurypyga helias (sunbittern) is the source of this 1116-nucleotide messenger RNA. It is a transcript of the gene SETD4, whose product is annotated as SET domain containing 4. NCBI's taxonomy places the organism in Eukaryota, Metazoa, Chordata, Aves, Eurypygiformes, Eurypygidae. The annotation marks the transcript as partial. Gene Ontology annotation, molecular function: transcription coactivator activity; histone H3K4 methyltransferase activity; histone H3K36 methyltransferase activity. Gene Ontology annotation, biological process: peptidyl-lysine dimethylation; peptidyl-lysine trimethylation; positive regulation of transcription by RNA polymerase II. The record is from RefSeq and is a predicted model, not a curated record. The transcript is spliced from 7 exons.